AUGGCCGAAGCUAUUCUUAUCCCUCUUAACAGUCACGUUUUAUGUGCCAAUAAUGAUUUAGAAAUUAUUUACCGUUUACCCAAUAAUACAGUACCAUUGUUCUAUAACAUUUCUCUGAUACUAAAUCUUGAAGAAGACAUCUUUACUUUUCACGGUGAAUCCAAUAUUAAAAUUGAGAUUCGUUAUGCAUCGUUAAAUAAUAUAAGCUUACAUUCAAAAGAGUUAGAAUUAAAUGAAACGGCGACAACGUUGAUUAAUGAUAAUGGUACAGUUUAUAAACCAAUAAAACAUUCCCAUGAUAAUGAAACGGAUAUCUUGACACUUAAUUUCAAAAAUGCAUUGUCACCCGGCUUUUACAUUCUUAACAUGAAAUUUAUUGGCUUUAUACAAGAGAAUAGUUUUUUCGAAAGUGGUUUUAUGAUAUUUCCGUAUACAAAUAAAGGAAAAAAUAAUACAAUGGUUGCAACGUAUUUGGAACCGAAAGGAGCUAGACGAAUAUUUCCCUGUUGGGACGAACCCGCGUUAAAAGCCAUCUUUAAUAUUUCUGUAACGCAUCAUGUGAAAUAUCUGGCAUUGUCAAAUAUGCCUCUAGUACAAAGGGAAUUUUUUGAAAAUAAUAUGACGUGUACGUACUUCAACAUUUCUCCAAUAAUGUCCACUUAUCUUGUAGAGAUUAUCGUAAUGCCCAUGAUUGAUUUUCACCAUCUUUCCAACGAGAAAGAAACCAUCAAUGUGUGGUACAGAUCAUCUUUGAUAUCACAAAUAACAUUUGUGUUUAAUAUCACUGAAAUGGUCACGCCAUUCUUGAUCCAAUACACCAAUAAUUCCGAAAAAGUACCGAAAAUGGAUCACUUCAUCAUACCAAAUUUUCCGGUUGACGGCAUGGAACAUUGGGGACUCAUCACUUACAAUGAAUCAUCAGUUAUCUACAAUGCUAACAAAUAUCCAACAUAUAGGAAAGCAGAAUUAGCAACGAUAGUAACACAUGAAAUUGCACAUCAAUGGUUUGGUAAUUUGGUCACACCGUCUUGGUGGUCUUAUCGUUGGUUAAAAGAGGGACUUGCUUCAUUCUUCCAUACGUACAUCAUUGACAAGAUUUUCGAUGAUUGGCGAACAAUAGAUCUUUUUGUGGUUGACAAAUUACACUACAGUUUGAUGAUAGAUAAAGGCGUAUUGGAUCCUAUCACAUUGGAACUUAAUAAUACCUUUGAAAGACUGGAUCUGCUUUCUUUUGUAGUUUAUCAUAAAGCGUCAAUUAUAUUCCGCAUGUUACAAAAUACUAUUACUGACGAGGUAUUUCGAAAAGGUAUUAUCAUAUAUUUAGCCACGCAUGAAUAUGGAUCAACCACUCCGGAUGAUUUGUGGAACGCCAUGCAAACUGCUUUAGACGAAUCUGAUGUCCCACACGAACAUUAUAGAAUAAAGGAAGUAAUGGAUACAUGGAUGAAUCAAAAGAGUUAUCCCGAGGUGAACGUGAUGAAAAAUUACACAACUGGCGAAAUAACAAUAUCUCAAAAAUGUGUUUGCUGGGAGGAAACUAAUAACAAAUGGUGGAUACCCAUAACAUUUGCCACGCAGUCCAAUCCGAAUUUCUCCAGUACUGUGCCCAGAUAUUGGUUACAACCAAAUCAAAAUAUAACCUUUAAAAUUGAUCCAUAUGAUUGGAUUAUUGUUAAUGUACAACAAACUGAAUGUAAGAGCAACAUUCGAAUAAUUGUUCCAUUUAUAUAUAUAUCGUUAUAUAUUGGAAAUAUGUUUCAUAUACAUCCUGCAAAAAUUGUAAUAAUCUCAAAAAUUUCAGGCGUGGAGAAUUAAUUUCUCAAAUUAAUUUUUACUGAAUUGAUUUUUAUAACCAUAAUGACACUCCUUAGCUAUCUUCUUCGAAAUAUAGGAUACUUAGAAAAUACUGAUGAUGAUCAUAUUACAAAACAGAUAAGACUAGAAGCUAUAAAAUGGGCAUGUAACAUCGAUGACAAGUUUUGUAAGAAUACGAUCGCUUUUAAAUUGAACCAACAUUUCACGGAUCUAGAACUUUACAGAAUGUUACCAGGACAUAAUUUUAUGUAUUGUAUUGGUUUAAUGGCAGCCAAUAGAACUACUUGGGAUAAAAUGUUGGAAUUAUAUCAAAAGACAGAUCCAAAAAAGGAAAAAUUUAAAAAAAUGUUAUUAAAAAGUUUAAGUUGUUCUGAAAAUUCUGAUAUUAUCAUCAAUUAUUUAAAUAUUACAUUUAACACUUCAUUAUUUCAUAGAAAGGAACAUGCUUUUAUCAUCAAGUCUGUUCUCGAUAAGCAUUCGAACAACAAUUUGAUCCUUGAUUAUAUAUUGAACAAUUUUGAAACUAUAAAACCCAAAUCACAACUUACUACAAUAAUAAUAAUAAAACUUAUUCUUCGGAACGUUUUUUACGAUGAACAAAUCGAUAAGAUAAAAGUAUUUUCAGACAUUAAUUUUGAUCAUGACCCAGAAACUUUAAAUGCAAUUAAAACACUGAUAGAAAAGCGUAAAAAUGAACUUCAAAGAUAUUUAGAUACUUUUAAAAAAUUGUUUUUUUAG
Atta colombica is the source of this 2553-nucleotide messenger RNA. Its product is annotated as aminopeptidase N-like. Gene Ontology annotation, molecular function: metalloaminopeptidase activity; zinc ion binding; peptide binding. Gene Ontology annotation, cellular component: cytoplasm. Gene Ontology annotation, biological process: proteolysis; peptide catabolic process. The transcript has 12 exons. Lineage: Eukaryota; Metazoa; Arthropoda; Insecta; Hymenoptera; Formicidae. The record is from RefSeq and is a predicted model, not a curated record.